This is a messenger RNA of Cercopithifilaria johnstoni, 1716 nucleotides long. Lineage: Eukaryota; Metazoa; Nematoda; Chromadorea; Rhabditida; Onchocercidae. The record is from the annotation of a GenBank genome assembly.
AAUUUCUCGCAACGAUUAAAUCAACCUAAUGUGACAGAAAUUUCAAAAAUGCACAUUUUGAUAAGCUCACCAUUUUCUUUUUGCAACACAAUGUUCAAUGCACUUAAACAGAAAAUGAAUAAGGUUCGUUGUUUAAGUGGAUCAUCAAAUGUGGGACCGUUUAUUACAAUAUUUACUGGCUUACUUAUCCUUGGCAUUGGCCGAACGAUGCCUUACUCACUUGGCCUUCCUUUAAUUGACGAUAAUGUGAAACGACACAAUUUACCACUUUAUUUUGCUGGCAUGGUUUUCAUUCGUAUUCUCGGGCCAUUUCUUGGUUUUUUAAUUGGUAGUAUUGUUAACAACUACUAUUACAGCUUCGAUAUACCAGCUGGAUUAACAUCUCGGGAUCCAUCAUGGAUUGGGCGCUGGUGGGCAGGCUUUCUCGGUAUUGGUAUUGUAAUGCUUUGUCCAUCGUUAACUUUAUAUUUGUAUCCGACAUGUGUCAAUUACAACAAAUUCAAUGAUUUAGAUGAAGAAUAUUAUAGUGUUGCAAAGAAUAAUUUGAACGAUCAUAUACCUUCUGAAAUUCAAUCAUUGGCAAAUGAAAGGGUUAAAGUAGGAGAAAAAUUACGGUACAAAGGUUUGGCGCUAAUUGAUCGAUAUGCUGCAAGAAAUGAAGCAGGCAAUAUCGUCGUGCCAACUUCUGUAAAAGCAAAAAUCAUUGAUUUUAUUUCAACCGUACAGGUAAUCAUGAAAUCACCAAUAUUUGUUUUUUCAAUGAUUGGUCGUAUAAUAGAUGUUUUUGCAUUUAAAGGAUUUUUCACUUUCCUUCCAAAAUAUUUAGCAGUACAAUUCGGCUUACCACAGCAUAAAAUUAAUCUUUUUUUAGGAUUAACGAGUUUACCAGGAUUUGCUAUUGGUUUAUUUAUUGGUGGUUUUAUAAUGCGAAAAUUCAGAUUGCAAGGUCGGAAAGCAGCAGCAUAUAUUCUUGUAUGCUCAUUGAUUGCUACUUUAUUUUCUCUUCAUAAUGCAAUAAUUGGUUGCAAAUCAAUACUUAGUUUAAUUAGUGAUGAGGCUAAAUUGACCAAUCAAAAUUUUACGACAAUAUGUAACAGUGGUUGUGAUUGCAUCGGUAUACCAUUAUAUCCAGUCUGUAAUCGAGAAAGCCAACCAUUUUAUUCCCCUUGCCAUGCUGGCUGUUCCUUAGACCAAACUUUUUCCAAUCUUUCAAAUGGCAAAAUCUUCCAAAAUUGUAGUUGCUCGAAUAGCACGGAUAAUAAAGUUUCACGUGAUUUCUGUGAUCAAAGCGUUUGUGAGCAACAAUUCGCUUGGUACUUUGUGAAUUUGGCAUUUUCGGGUAUCUUUAGUGGGAUGAGCAUUAUCCCAGCAGUACUAAUAGUUCUCAGAUCGGUAUCACCAGUGAAUCGAAGCAUUUCUCUUGGCUUCCAAGGAUUUCUUGUCAGUUUAAUCGCAACACUACCAUCAUCCGUUUUUUGGGGCUGGAUCAUCGAUAAAGGUUGUGUUAUGUGGAAUACAGCAUGCGUAGAGAGAUCGUGGGGUGCUUGUGAAUUAUAUGAUAGUGAUAAAUUGCGACUUACAACUCAUUUAACUUAUGGCAUAAUAAGAUUAGUAUCAUCAAUACCUGAUAUUGCUGUAUUUUACUUCGCAAAAGAUCUCUUAUUAACUGAUUAUGGGCCAAAUGAAAAAAUAAAAACGGAACAGUCAUUUAACUGA